AUGAUUUGGCUCUAAAGCUAUAUAAAUCCACACAGAUGCCCAUCAGAAACCUCAAUCAGAACAAUGGCUUCUUCCUGUAAUGUUGUUGCAAUUCUUGUUAUGGGUCUUGUCAGCCAAGGGUUUUGUUGCUCCUUGGAAGACAUCGUGAUCGGCACCGUGAGAACGGGAGUGGAGAUACAAGGGAAGCCUGAAUGGAAAGUGACGGUCACCAACAACAGCAAAUGCGCUCAACAUGAACUCAGGGUUACUUGCCAGGGAUUCCAGACUGUUGAAGCCGUGGAUCCGAGCAUUUUUAAGCAGGAAGGUGACAAAUGCCUCGUCAACCAUGGCAAUGCUUUGAAUGGUUUCGGUUCAGUCAGCUUUUCGUAUCCUUUUAUCAUGUUCCCUUCUAGUUCCGUUGUCGAGGACUGUUAG
Hibiscus syriacus is the source of this 414-nucleotide messenger RNA. Its product is annotated as TPD1 protein homolog 1-like. Gene Ontology annotation, biological process: cell fate determination. NCBI's taxonomy places the organism in Eukaryota, Viridiplantae, Streptophyta, Magnoliopsida, Malvales, Malvaceae. Bases 64 to 414 code for a protein of 116 amino acids. The transcript has 2 exons. The record is from RefSeq and is a predicted model, not a curated record.